Baudoinia panamericana UAMH 10762 is the source of this 309-nucleotide messenger RNA. RefSeq lists its product as uncharacterized. The transcript is spliced from 4 exons. Gene Ontology annotation, biological process: mitochondrial electron transport, ubiquinol to cytochrome c. The coding region runs from base 5 to 184 and encodes 59 amino acids. NCBI's taxonomy places the organism in Eukaryota, Fungi, Ascomycota, Dothideomycetes, Mycosphaerellales, Teratosphaeriaceae. The record is from RefSeq and is a predicted model, not a curated record.
UAUCAUGGGCGGCCUGGCCGCUUUGUUCCGACGGAACGCCGUCUUCCUCGGCGUCAUCUUCACUGGUGCUUUCGCGACCGAACUCGCAUUCGAAACGACGGCCAACUCAAUAUGGGAUCAGAUAAACCGAGGACGGCAAUGGAAGGACAUUAAGCACCGGUAUAUGGAGUCGGAAGACGAAUGACACCUCGGGUAGACGAACCAGGAAACGGAAGGGUUUAGCAGCGUCGCUGAGGCUCAUCGCCAACCCUGCGGAAUGUAGAAGCUCGAAGAUGGCUAUGAAUGGCGCGGUUGGAGGCUGUAGAGGGU